UCUCGUAAAAUCCCAGUGAGGCCGGAGAACCGAGAGGGAGCGUGCGCACAUUUUUCGCUCCGGCCUUCGCGACCUUGUAACUCCUUUUUUUAAAAUCGCAAGUGCAGUGUGACAGCGCGAAUAUUAUGUGAAAUAUUAUUUUUUGGUUCUCUGAAAAGGUCUUCCCCCCCCGAAUGCCACUGUGGUCCUACCUCAUCGAUUCGGCCAACCUGUGCUCUAUAAAUUUACGAAUAAAGCAAGAGAAAUUCAAGUUGACAGUAAAAAGGGGAAAAGGAGAAAGAGAGGAAAUACGAGGUCAGUUCUGAGGUUCAGUGUCGAAGUGGUGUUAUUCUGAUCGUAAAAUCCAAUAUUCCACUGGUCCCAUCGCAAAACCACGAUGAUGAUGAAGCUGACUAGUGCAUCGCUGAAAAGUACACAAAUCUGAAAAAAAGAAAAAAAGGAAAAUAAGGAAAAUAAUAAUAAUAUAGAUAUCUCAUAAGAAUAUAUAUAUAAAUAAUCUUACCUCAGAACAUCAGGAGAAAGAAGCAAUUUAAUAUAAAAAGAGAGAGAAAGAAAUCAUACCGCCCCCCCUUUUCCCCAUUCCAAAUAAAAGAAAAGAAGAAAAAUAAAUCAAUAAAAUAGCCCAAAAAUUAUACCCCCCACAUCCUUUAAAAAAAAUCACAAAAAUCACACACCAGCAUGGAAAUGGCGAAUGACUUACAAUAUACCAAAAUGGACAUGGCAAAUGACCUCCUGUGUUGCGAAAACGCCUCGGCCGAUCUAGACAGUAAGUGCAAAGCGUACUUCGAUCCCGUGCUCCUUAAGGACGACAGAGUGUUAUUAAAUCUUUUGAACCUCGAGGAAAAAUAUAUGCCCAACUCCAGCUACUUCUCGUGCGUACAGACCGAUGUGGAUCCGUACAUGCGGGAGGCCACAGCCCACUGGAUGCUGCAGGUGAUGCCCGGUUCACGUCGAACCCGCCGUCGAUGGUGGCAGCGGCGGCGGUGGCCACGGCGGUGCAGGGCAUGCUGAUCCGCGACAGCGACGGCGGCGCAGCGGCGACGGAGGCGGCGGCCCUGGCGGCGGCGCCCGUGCCCGUGGGCGGCAGCAAGGCAAGGGGCCCGUCCACCACACCGCAGCAGUACAUGCAGGAGCUCUACCACAGUCUGCAUGCCAUCACGCAGAUCGACACCGACUGCCUGAAGGAGUGCCACCGCCAGAUCGAGAUCUGGACGCAGUCGAACGCGGAGUCGCUGUCCACGUCCACGUCCACCACCCCGACAGACAUGCAGGAGGUCAUGUUCUGACGGCUGUCCCGACCCGCCGACCACUUCGCGAACCCUCGCCGUCACCCCGAGCCGUGGGCCGGGGGGGACGAGGACCCCCUGGGGCCCCGUGGGGUCAGCCCCAACACUGCCACAUCCUGCAGUCGGUGACCAGAGGCCUCGGAAACCUCCUCGCAGCACCGACACCCCCGGCGCGGCUGGCGCUGCCCGCCGGUGUUGGCGUGGGGGCCGCCGCCCCCCCCCGGGCGGCCGCCCCCACCACGCCUUUCAUGUGCACAAGCUAGUCGGGUCGCUAAUUUAUAUCGGAUAAACAUUGACAUAAGCUACUGCUGUUGCUACCGCUGCUCCUGGCAACCGUUCCAGCACGAGCACUCCCUUCCACUGACGUUCCGGGCCCAACCGCCAGGCGCUCGCCCCUCGCGCCGCCGCCGCGCGGGGCCCGGCUGAGCCGAGAGCGCCGCCUGCGGCCCCGGCGUCGCGCGUGCGCCCGGGGCACUGCGCCGACAGCGACCUCAACGCCGGCUGAGAUCGCCACUGCCUUCGGAAUAGCCAAGGACUCCAUGCAUUUGUCUGAGGACUUCCUGUUCGUUAGGGGGACCAAGAAGCCACCUGCCCUGAGGGCCUCCCGCGCCGCCGCAGCGGAGGCCGAGUGACGCUUGCCGCAGCCGCAGGCGAUGGGAGGCGCGUGUGCGACGCCAGACGCCUCAGGCGCAACGGGCACCAAAACUGUGAUUCCUUUUUUUACUAAUACUUACAUUAUACACACACAAAGAAAAAAAAAUCUACAAAAAAAUAUGAAACUGGAUUGUCAGACUACGUAUUAAGAUAAAUUUCGAUGUGAUAUAACAUUAGAGUGGAACUUAAGGUUAAGGUCAGUUGACACGUAGGAUAGGAAGAGGCGCGAGGGAGGAGGGAGCUUCCGUCGCGUCUCGGGCGGAAGGAAGGAAGGAAGGAAGAAGGAGGCGCCGCGGGAGAGAGCGAACGGCGGUCGGGCAUCCGGCCGCGAAAUCAGCGCAACCGGAUGCCUCUCCUGUUCUUUUUUUUUGGCUUUGCUUUGUUUUAGAGUUGGAGAGAUUCAUUCGUAGCGAGACCAAUCAAUUUCCUCCGUUUUCCUCUCUCUCCUUAUAUGAAAUAUUCAGUUGAGGAUUUUAAACCAAAUUUCAAGCAAUUUUUUUUUUUUUUGCGUCCGUUCGUUCUCACGCCGCAGCGCAUCUUCAGUGUUCAAAAAAAAUGAUUUGUAUGUUAAAAUGAGUUGCCUAUAGAUGUCCCCCUCCUCUCUGCCCCCUCCCCCAGCCGCACCCCUCUCCUUAUAGUACUAAUUCACUCUUACUGUCUUUUCCCGCGAGUUAAGAGUCUAUGCAACAGAGCGCCGCAGUGAUUGUCCACUGAGCCAUCUUGCACUCUGCGGCCUUUGUUUACGUAGGGGAUACGUGCUUAGCUCACUCCUAUUUAUGAUCGUCUCUAUUUAAAAUAUAAAAAAAAUACGAAAAAAAAACUUAUUUAUGCAUGGCUCAGCUUUCUAUUGGGAAUAUGAGAAUAUGGGUCAUUUUACACAUAGAUUUUGUUUGUUUGUUUUUUGUUUUUCUUUUAUUUUUUACGUACAGUACAUGAGCUUGUUGAUGCUUUUCAACAUUAUAUUUCGCAAGGCGGAAAGUUUUUUUUUUUUUCUUCAAUUUUAAUUUCGUUAGUGGAGAUUGAUUUUUUAUUUCUUUUUUUUCCUUUUCCUCUUUGAUAGAAGCGGAUUUCUCUCUCUCUCUCUCUCUC
This is a messenger RNA of Penaeus chinensis, 3029 nucleotides long. Its product is annotated as G1/S-specific cyclin-D2-like. Gene Ontology annotation, cellular component: nucleus; cyclin-dependent protein kinase holoenzyme complex; cytoplasm. Gene Ontology annotation, molecular function: cyclin-dependent protein serine/threonine kinase regulator activity. Gene Ontology annotation, biological process: positive regulation of G1/S transition of mitotic cell cycle; regulation of cyclin-dependent protein serine/threonine kinase activity; mitotic cell cycle phase transition. Lineage: Eukaryota; Metazoa; Arthropoda; Malacostraca; Decapoda; Penaeidae. The record is from RefSeq and is a predicted model, not a curated record.